GCGCCCCGCUGGCCAACGCGGGGUGGGCGGGAGGUGAGUGGGGCGCUGCGGGGCGGGAGGGGAGAUGAUGAGAUAAGAUGUGAUGCGAUGAGGGGGUUCGGCUCCUAGCGGGGCUUCUCCUGGUGAGGGCGGCGUUCCCGUGCGGGGAGGCGGCGGUGGUGGCGGCCUCCGCGCUUCACGCGUGGGCUGGGCCGGGCAUCCCGGAAUCGGCGGGACCACCCGGACGGGCGGUGCGGAGGGCGGCCCCCAGAGCAGCUUCCCGCAGCGUCCUCCGCGCUUUUGGAAGGGGAACAACCUGCCUUAUCUUGCUUGCAAAAUCCUGCUCACCUGACCACUGAUUGUUGAGUCCGCAGCCGCAGGAGAAGAGAGGUCUGCAGGUGGGGCUGUGAGGAAGAUGAGUUUCCAGCUGCUUUUGCCACUGCAUCUUUUGUAAAGUUCCUGUGUUACUCAGUGUUCCUGAGCCUGCCUCCUCUCUCCCAGGAUGCUGAGAAGAGUCCUGUGUACCAUGUUGCUCAUGGGAGCCUUGCCAUCACUGGCUGAGGCGUCCCAGGGCCACAUCUCUGUGGUCUUGCUGGGAGCCACGGGGGAUUUAGCCAAGAAGUAUUUGUGGCAGGGUCUGUUCCAGCUCUACAUAGACCAAGUGAGCAGUGGCCACAGCUUCACCUUCCAUGGGGCUGCACUGACAGAUCUGGAGCCAGGGCAGAAGCUGAUGUUUGAUGUGCUGAAGAAGCUGGCCUGUCCCCCAGAUGAAUCUCCCAACAGGUGUGCUGUGCUGAAGGACCAAUUCCUGAAGCUGAGCCAAUACCACCAGCUGAAAACUUCCGAAAACUACACUGCACUGAACAGGGAGAUUGAGAUGCUGCUUCACCAGGAGGGGCUGAAGGAGGCUGGAAGGAUCUUCUAUUUCUCAGUACCACCAUUUGCCUACACAGAGAUUGCCCGCCACAUCAACAGCAGCUGCAGGCCGCCUCCGGGUGCCUGGCUGCGUGUGGUGCUGGAGAAACCUUUUGGCCAUGACCUGGAGUCAGCCCAGCAGAUGGCUGCAGAGCUGAUGAGCUUCUUCAGGGAAGAGGAGAUGUACCGGGUGGACCACUACCUUGGCAAACAGGCUGUAGCCCAUAUCUUGCCUUUUCGAGAUCAGAACCGUCAGUUUCUGGAUCCAAUUUGGAACCGACAUCAUGUGGAAAGAGUGGAGAUCGUCUUGAAGGAGAUUGUGGAUGCUAAAGGCCGCACCAGUUUCUAUGAGCAGUAUGGAGUCAUCCGGGACGUACUGCAGAACCACCUCACUGAGGCCUUGAUGUUUCUGACCAUGGAGCUCCCAGGAAACCUGAGCAAGGCUGAAGAAGUCUUGCAGUGCAAGCUGCAGGCCCUGCAGUCCUUGCGAGGCCUGGAGAAACAGAGUGUUGUGGUGGGUCAGUAUCAGGCGUAUGCCAGCCAUGUACAGGAGGAGCUGCAGAAGGGGCAGGACUAUGUCAGCACAACACCAACCUUUGCAGGUGUGCUCGUUCACAGUGACAGCCUGCGUUGGGAAGGGGUUCCUUUCCUCCUUACUUCUGGAAAAGCUCUGGAUGAACGGGUAGGUUACGUCCGUGUUCUCUUUAAGAACCGGGCCUACUGCACGCAGAGUGAGGCUUUGAGGGAUGCAGGGCACAGCCAGUGUAAACCCAAGCAGAUUGUAUUCUACAUUGGACAUGGAGCGCUCAACACCCCAGCAGUGCUGGUGAGCAGGAACCUUUUCAGGCCCAUCAUGCCAAAAAGCACUUGGAGAGAAGUUGUAGGGCAGCCAGACCUGCACGUUUUUGGACAGCUACUGUCUGAUUACUACAUGUACAGCCCUGUGAAAGAGAGAGAUGCGUAUUCUGUCCUCAUCUCCAACAUCUACCAUGGCAGGAAAGACUUCUUCAUAACUACUGAGAACUUGCUGGCCUCCUGGGCAUUCUGGACACCGCUGCUGAACAGCAUUUCCCACCAGGCCCCACGCCUCUACCCUGGUGGAGUGGAGAACCAGCACUUCUUAGACUUUGAAAUGAUGAGUGGGGAACUGGCAUUCACAGUGGCAGAGCCAGUGGAAUUGCUGAACCCCAGUGGGCCGAUGCCAAGUGAUUACAAAACAAUCCAGUCGAAGUUUCGACAGAGCCCCUUGGUCUCAGCGUGGUCCGAGGUCUUGAUUUCCCAGCUGGCUUCUGAUGUUGAGAAGACAGCAAGCAGAGCUGUGGCACGCUCUGGGCAGUUCCACCUGGCCCUCUCGGGCGGCUCAAGCCCAGUGGCCCUAUUCCAGCGGCUGGCAAGACACCAUUAUGACUUUCCGUGGAGGCACACCCACCUCUGGCUGGUGGAUGAGCGUUGUGUCCCACUCACUGACCCAGAGUCCAACUUCUUCAGCUUGCACAACCACCUCCUGCAGAACAUCAGAGUUCCGUACUUCAAUGUCCACCCCAUGCCUGUGCACCUGCACCAGCGGCUCUGUGUGGAAGAGGAUGGAGGCCCGGAGCUGUAUGCCAAGGAGAUCAUGGCCCUGGUGGCCAACGCCAGCUUUGACCUGGUGCUCCUGGGGGUGGGCACUGAUGGGCAUACUGCCUCACUGUUCCCCCACUCUGAAAAUGGACUGGAAGGGGCUCAGGCUGUGGUGCUGACUGAGAGCCCUGUGAAACCUCACCAGAGGAUGAGCCUUAGCCUGCCCCUUAUCAACAAGGCACAACAGGUGUUUGUCCUAGUUAUGGGGAAGGGCAAGCACGACAUCACCACGCAGAUCAGCAGGGUGGGCCAUGAGCCAAGAAAAUGGCCUAUCUCGGGUGUCAACCCCAGCUCAGGACAGCUGGUGUGGUACGUGGAUUAUGAAGCUCUGCUUGGAUGAUGUUCCUAGUGUCCCUUCUCCCUCAUUGUCCUGGCUUUUACAGCCUGGAUUUUCCUACACAAUGUCCAUGUUUUUCUGUUGCCAGCAGCAG
Molecule: messenger RNA, 2945 nt
Organism: Gallus gallus (chicken)
Lineage: Eukaryota; Metazoa; Chordata; Aves; Galliformes; Phasianidae
Gene: H6PD
Product: hexose-6-phosphate dehydrogenase (glucose 1-dehydrogenase)
Exons: 6
Coding region: 482-2854 (790 amino acids)
Biological process (GO): pentose-phosphate shunt; pentose-phosphate shunt, oxidative branch; glucose metabolic process
Cellular component (GO): endoplasmic reticulum
Molecular function (GO): NADP binding; 6-phosphogluconolactonase activity; glucose-6-phosphate dehydrogenase activity
Source: RefSeq, a predicted model, not a curated record